This is a messenger RNA of Bactrocera oleae (olive fruit fly), 4674 nucleotides long. NCBI's taxonomy places the organism in Eukaryota, Metazoa, Arthropoda, Insecta, Diptera, Tephritidae. The record is from RefSeq and is a predicted model, not a curated record.
AAAUGAAGAACGAUAAGGAAUUGCUCAACAAAGAUGGCGUUUCUACUUUGCGAGAUUUUGCACUUGCUCUAAUAAGUAGUAAUUAAAUUUGUAGUAAAGUGAUUGAUCAGUGAUUUAAAUUUAUGUCGCGGUGAUUUAAUAAAAACCCCCUAUUAUUGUCUUCAAAACGUAAAAGUUAUAACAGAAAAACUAAGAUCUUAAGAGCACAAAUAUAUGGAAUCGAAUAGGAUAGAACUUGCAAAUGCACACACACAUACGCGAUGGAAUCACAGUAAAAAGUUAUUGUAUUAAUUGUAAAAAGUACUCAAAUAACGCUUAAUAUUUUACUCCUGUACUGCAUGUACUCGUGUUAAUCUUUAGUUAAAUAUGUCAGAAAAAUAAAACCUUAUAUAUUAGUCUGAUUGUGAGGUUUGGACAUAAAAAUAAGACGAAACGGCUUUCAUUCAUUAGUACAUAAAUUCAUUUUAACACAUAUAUAUUCAUUAUGUUUGCAUAGAUAUAAACGUAAAUUCGUUAUUAAUAAUCGUUUGGUAAUUGAUUAAUUCGUAUCAGAUAAUUAACAUAUAUCAGGUCUUACUAGAUAAUAAUUUGAAAUUGUGAAGAUUGUGGAACAGAUUCUGACUAUGAGAAAAUUAUGCCGACAUAUGUUUUUUUCGUUAUAGUAGUUUCUGUUCAUAUCUACAUAAACACAUCAUAUAGAACGAGUAAAUAUUGUGCCCUAUAAUAUAAUUAUUGUGCCCAAUAAAGUGCGCAUUGCUUUUGAAAAGAGAAGACUUUUAUCAACACAGAAUAUGAAUAAAUUAGAUUAUCCCCGCCGUAAUGGAGCACAUAAAGUGCGAAUAACGAUAUUGUGUGCACGUAACUUGGCUCGUAAGGAUUUAUUUAGACUUCCAGACCCAUUCGCUAAAGUACAGGUCGAUGGUACAGCACAGAUAUAUACUACGGAUGUUAGCAAGUCAACUUUAGAUCCUAAAUGGAAUGCACACUACGACCUUUUCAUUGGGAGUAACGAUGCUGUUACUAUUACAGUUUGGAAUCAGCGUAAAAUACAUAAAGCUAGUGGAUUCCUUGGUUGUGUACGCAUACCUGCAGAUUCAAUACAGAAGUUAAAGGGAAUGGGAUUUACGCGGUUAAAUUUGGGAAAACUCUCUCCUGAGGAUGAUGAUAUGGUGCGUGGACAGAUUAUAAUUGCCUUAUUGUCAAAAGAUGGUCCAUGUGGUGGCAACCCUUUGGCGGUGGUGGGUCCCAGUGGAGAUGUCCGGGGCCCAUCGGAAGAAGAUUCUUCUGAAGAUAAUUUACCAGAAGGGUGGGAAGAGCGUCGCGCUGGUAAUGGCCGCGUAUAUUAUGUAAACCAUACCACGAAAUCUACGCAAUGGGAUCGACCCAGUAUGCGUUGCCGUCAACGCUCAAGGGUCCAAAAUAUUGAAGGUACUAAUGUGCAACAUCCCGCCGGACCAACUCGUUCGAACACUUGUACAAAUCUUCUUAACGGAGAAAAUAGCUGCAGUUCUGAAAGAAAUGGAGCCGAAGCAGCUGACGAAAGGCGACAUUCGACGGAAGUGCUCCCAUGUUCGAACAUGGGUUGCAGCAGUAUUAUCAAUAAUGUCAACGCAAACGUUAAUGUCCAAAUUGGCAAGGAGAAUUGUAGUCCAAAGUGUGUGGAAAAUGAUGAUAAUAGUUUGACAGUUGCGGUAUCCAAUAUAAGAAAACCAAAUCAGCAGGUACGCGGCAAUCAACAAAAUCAAAAUUGUAUUGGUGCUACUACACAAGCAGCUGCGCAGAUGCGUGUAAGUGAUUAUAAAGCGUCGACAACAGUUUCCACGACAGAUACUCCGGCGGUUGUAACAACUACGACAACAACCGCCACCGCUUCGGUUAUGUUUACUUCGGGUAACAUUUCAAAUGGAGAAGCUGGUAACAAUAGUCACGGUAGGAAGCUAACAACAAUUUCAAAUGGCCAGCAAGCGGGGCAUUUAUUAAAUGAGCAGCAUUCGUCAGAAUCUGGUGAUGGAUCACUGGUAUUAGGUACGACCCAGCGUCCGAAUAUUCAAAACCAGACCAACGGUAAUGCUGGUAGUACAACCGGAUCGAAUGCAGCUCAGUUGCAUAUUAAUGGUUGGAGUAUCGAAAGUAAUGAUCAUCUUUCUUCGUCUACACCUACUAGUAUAUUACUGAGCCCUAACUCAGGAAAUGGCAAUACUGUGGCUACCAGCGGUAUUAGUGGCUCAAAUAACAGUCAGAGCCCCAACGCAAACUCGAACUCACAAAUUUCAAAGACUAGUUCCACAACAGCAAAUGGCAAUCAUCGAGAAAGAGAACAUGAUCGUGAUAGAGAGCGGGAAAGAGAUAUACGUAAUGGUAGUGUACCAUCUUCUUCAAAUACAGGAGUUUCAGGAACAACUGUUUGUAAUCAACGUUCACAGCGACGUUCUGCAAGAGGAACUGAAGAACCAUCACGUAGACGUUCAUCGCGAAGCACGCGCGCUUCCAGCAACAGCGGUGGUGGUGGUCAUCGAUAUGCCAUUUGUAGUAAUAGCGCCACAAAUCCAAUAGCACGCCCAUUUAUGGACCUACCAACAGGUUAUGAGAUGCGAACAACUCAACAAGGUCAAGUAUACUUUUUCCACACUCCUACUGGUGUAUCUACAUGGCAUGAUCCACGUAUACCUCGUGAUUUUGACACGCAACAUCUGACACUCGAUGCAAUUGGUCCUCUUCCAAGUGGUUGGGAGCAACGAAAAACUGCUUCUGGGAGAGUGUACUUUGUAGAUCACAAUAAUCGGACAACUCAGUUUACUGAUCCCCGAUUUAAUUGUAAUAUUCUCCAAAUGAUACGGCGCGGAGCAUUAUCUAAUACAGGAAAUUGCCCCAGCGUGGCGAAUAAUUUGGUUUCUACGGGUAAUGGUAGUAUCGUGCAGCAACUUUCUCCAGCAGCCUCGCAUCCGUUGUCAAGUGGGAAUAGCGGUUCAACAAGUGGUAAUAAUGGUGCAACCCAUCGCAUAGUUAAUAAUACAAGUACACCACCUGCAGACCUGCCGCAAGGUCUUUUAGAAGGUUCUGAGCUGCUUCCCAAAUAUAGGCGAGACUUAGUUAGUAAAAUGCGCGCUCUGCGCACCGACUUACAGACACUGCAACCACAGUCCGGUCACUGUCGUCUUGAGGUGUCACGUAACGAAAUAUUUGAAGAGAGUUACAGACUGAUUAUGAAAAUGCGACCUAAGGACAUGCGUAAACGCUUAAUGGUAAAAUUCAAAGGAGAAGAAGGUCUUGAUUACGGUGGCGUUGCGCGUGAGUGGCUUCAUUUAUUAUCACGUGAAAUGCUUAAUCCCCAAUAUGGAUUGUUUCAAUAUUCACGUGAUGAUCACUAUACGUUGCAAAUUAACCCAGACUCGGGUGUUAAUCCAGACCACUUGUCGUAUUUUCACUUCGUUGGGCGAAUUCUAGGAAUAGCUGUAUUUCAUGGACACUGCUUAGAUGGUGGUUUUACAACACCCUUUUAUAAGCAACUUCUUAAUAAACCGAUAACUUUAAAUGAUAUAGAAGGAGUUGAUCCAGAGUUGCAUCGUAGUCUAACUUGGAUGCUUGAGAAUAAUAUAACGGGAAUUAUAGACUCCACAUUUAGUGUUGAGAACAAUAGUUUUGGCGCAUUGGUAGUUCAUGAAUUAAAGCCGUUAGGUGCCUCAAUAUCAGUAACUGAGGAUAAUAAGCGCGAAUAUGUAAAACUUUAUGUAAAUUACAGAUUUAUGCGAGGUAUAGAGCAACAAUUUCUGGCGUUACAGAAAGGUUUUUGUGAACUUAUUCCAGGUCAGCUUUUGAGACCUUUUGAUGAGCGUGAAUUAGAAUUAGUAAUUGGCGGAAUUUCUAGCAUUGAUGUUAAUGACUGGCGCGUCAAUACAAGACUGAAACACUGUACACCAGAAACGCAACAAGUGAUAUGGUUCUGGCAAGUGGUGGAAUCUUACUCUUCAGAAAUGCGUGCACGUCUUUUGCAAUUUGUAACUGGUUCCUCAAGGGUGCCAUUGCAAGGUUUUCGAGCAUUGCAAGGUUCAACUGGAGCGGUUGGACCACGGUUAUUUACUAUACACCUAACUACAGAUGUGCCCACUCAAAACUUGCCAAAGGCACAUACUUGUUUCAAUCGCAUUGAUUUACCGCCUUAUGAAACUUACCAGUUGCUUUGCGAUAAGUUGACGCAGGCUGUGGAAGAAACUUGUGGAUUUGCUGUAGAAUAGUUAUUUAAGUGGAAUGAUAGAAGUAAUCUGGUGGUAGAAUGCCUCACAUUUAAAUACUUACCUAAUAACCAGUGGAUCUAUAAAAACGAGUAUUUUUCCUACUUAUUUGGAUGAAUUGAAAAAACAUCACUGCUAUUCUUUUUUCAAUUUGUUAAUUAUUAAUUUUUUGAUUAAUUGUUGCCGAUUUUCACUAUUCAGAAGAAUCGCAAAUAAAUUAUAUAUACAGAUGUAUAAUAUUAAAUAACAAAUAUACAUAUAUGCAUACAAAGUUCUGUUUAUAUACGAGUACAUAUAGUAACGUAGCCGAGAAUAUCAGAACAUAUGUAUAGAACUAUAAGAUAUAAUGAGAAAAUUCUUUUGUUAUGAAUGGUUUUAACACUUUAAGAAAUCAUGAUUGUGAUUAAUCGAUUAAUAAAAAAUUGAAGAUAUCUGCACUCAAGAA